Blepharisma stoltei is the source of this 706-nucleotide messenger RNA. The record is from the annotation of a GenBank genome assembly. Lineage: Eukaryota; Ciliophora; Heterotrichea; Heterotrichida; Blepharismidae.
AUGGGCUGCUUCACUUCUAAAUCAUCACAUCAGCCAAAUAUCACUAAUAGCCCAGUAAACCAGCCUGCACCACAACCUAUACCACAACCACCUCCACAGCAGCCUCAAAGGCCUCCCUUGGCACCUCGCCAAAAUCAAAAACCCGCAUCCCAAGAUGCCAAAAUAAAAGUGGAAUCUAAAUUAACCCCUGACCAAGUAAAAGCAAGUGAUUUUACACCUGCAAGUACUCAAAAAGGAAUUUUUCCUUAUAAUUGUCCCAUAUGUUUUAAAUAUCUAUCUAAUAUUUUAGUUACACAAUGCUGCAAAAAUUACAUUUGCCAUCUUUGCAUUUCAGAGCUGCAAAACAAGCAUGUGAAUUUUGAAAUAGCAUGCCCGCAUUGCAAAGCGCAGCCACUUAUAGUGGAAGAUGUAGAUUUAAGCGUAUCUGUUAAGCGGUAUUUUGAUUCGCCUUAUGGGACACUUACUUCUUUAAAAAAAUAAUUAUAAAAAAAAAUUAAAAAACAUUUUUUUUUAAAAAAAAUAAAAAUAUGUUUUGUGAUGGGGAAUUAAUAACAAUACAAAUCAAGGGAAUAAGUGGAUAACUCAGCUGCCUAUGAUAGGUGAAGACAAAGAUGAUAUUGAUUUGAAAGAGAAAGAAAACAAUAAAAGCUUUAUAGUUGAGCCAGAAGAGCAUCAAAUAGCUCUAAAUCUUUAUGCAACUUCAUAA